AUGCGUUGCUAUAUAUCACAGCUGAACAACCAGUGUCAAAUUAUAUACGUAGACCCCAAGCAAACGGGGCAAGUUGUAUUAGAUAAAAUUCUGGAAGCUCUGCACAUUGUUGAGGUAGACUACUUUGGGCUUCAGUACAAAGGAACAAAAGGAGAGGAUCUGUGGCUGAACUUGAGGAAUCGCUUGGGUGACCAGGAGAUACCGUACAGUCAUGGUGUUUAUCAUUUGAGCCUGCGGGUGAAGUUCUUUGUGCUGCCUCAUCAAAUUCAGCAGGAAGCAACCAGAGAAUUGUUUUACGCUCAGAUCAAAGAUGUUUUAAGUAGAGGGCUAAUACCAUUGGUGGAACCUUACUGUGGUGAGGCCAAAGUGGCAAGGAUAGUGGCUGCCAUUGGUCAAGCUGAUAAUGAGAAUGGGACUUUGCAUCAGACAUCAUAUCCUGAGAUAAUUCAUACAUUUUGUCCAGGGAUAGAACCCAAAUCAUCCCUCAUUGAUAACAUUUAUUCCGAGCAUCUGAAGCUGGUUAACAUGCCAAGAGCCAGUGCUCGAAAUAUUGUGCUGAAAGAAAUUAGCCGUGUACCUGGAUAUGGAGUGGAGGAACACAGAACUGUCAAUGUAUAUGGUGCAGACAUCAGCUUCCGGGUCGGACCUGAGGGAAUAGCCUUACAUGAUGUCAAGGGGAAUACGGACAGAAUGAUACCAUACACCCAGAUCAGUUUGGCCACCCAUAAUGAGAAGUUGGUCCAUAUCAUUCUUCUGGAUGAUGCAGGCGAGCCCCAGAGUGAGGAGUGUUUCAAACUGGUCAGCCGAAAGGCUGCAGUUGCUCUUUACCGCAGCAUCACUGAGAUGCAUUCAUUCUACCGGUGCGACACUGUGUGCACUAAUGUGUACUCACAAUAUUCCAGGGACUUCAAGGGCACAUUUGUCUCCAUUUUCAAUGAGAAUUCGGAUUUUGGAAAGCGUUAUAUAUUUGAUAUUCAGCGCACGUCUCGGGAAGCCUAUGACCUUGUAAGGAGAAAGUUGUAUACAAAAGCGCCUAGUCCAUCUGGUAGCCCGGUCCAUUACUGGCCUCAGGCUAACUCCACUGUAGGCAAUGAUAAUGACAGUAUUGAGAGAAAAGACCAGGACAUGUGCGAACUAACGUUAGACGAGAGGAAUACAAUUCUUCAGAGAGAAGUCAAG
Molecule: messenger RNA, 1179 nt
Organism: Candidula unifasciata
Lineage: Eukaryota; Metazoa; Mollusca; Gastropoda; Stylommatophora; Geomitridae
Source: the annotation of a GenBank genome assembly